UUAAGCAAAAAUAGAAAUCGUUUGGUGGACUUCCUCAUCUUAAAGGAUGUAUAAUCCAGGACGUCUGGUAUCAGGUUUCCCACCUGGCAUUCUUCCUUCUGUUGCUCACUUCUACCCAGCUUUUCAGGGGUCAUUUGCUCCAUUCCCAGUGUCGAACCUCUUCCUGCCCAGCCACUUGUUCAGCUUCAACAUUCUACAGAACUGCAUUCCUCCAGAGCCCUGCAAGCAGGCACUCAUCCUGGCAACACAGGAAGCUGGAUUGGUUGGGAUUGCAGACUAUACAGACGAAAGCUGCCCAGUCAAGCAGAGACGUGCCCGAGCCAAUUACAGCAGCUGGCAACUAGAAGAACUGGAGAAAGCAUUUGAAACAACACAAUAUCCAGAUGUGUUCAUGAGAGAGGCCCUUGCGCUUAGACUAGAUCUGAUUGAAGCAAGAGUUCAGGUAUGGUUUCAGAAUCGCCGUGCAAAGAUGAGACGUCAGAUGAAACUGCAAGAAAGAUCUGCUGAGACUCAAUCACAGAGAGAUUUAGAGAAGUCCAAGGAAAAAAGGGCAAAGGAUAGUGUCAAAGGUUUACAGGCAUAUGAUAAGAUUAGAGAACCAGACAACUCUCGAAGCUCCAGGGACUACACACACUCUAAGAAUGAGCUCAACAGUGUGGAGACCUCGUCAGAAGUGACCAUGUUUGAGAAGAGGGGAGGUGGGAAAGGCAUGUGUCCAGAUAACAUCCAUUCUAGCAGCAUUGCACUCCUUCGGGCUAAGGCCCGGGAACAUACAGCUGGUAUUGGGAUCUUUGUAAUACAGGACAAGAAAGAAUUGCAAAGGGGUCAAGGAUAUCCAUAACAGAGAGCAUGACAGAAUGUGGAUAAAUCCCAGAUAUUAACUCCACAUGCAACUGUAACAUCAUUCAGCACUUCUGCUUUUAUAUAUUUGAGUCAAAUGCAAUUCGUGCCUCUAGA
This is a messenger RNA of Protopterus annectens (West African lungfish), 957 nucleotides long. RefSeq names its product paired mesoderm homeobox protein 2-like. Gene Ontology annotation, biological process: regulation of transcription by RNA polymerase II. Gene Ontology annotation, molecular function: RNA polymerase II transcription regulatory region sequence-specific DNA binding; DNA-binding transcription factor activity, RNA polymerase II-specific. The record is from RefSeq and is a predicted model, not a curated record. The transcript is spliced from 3 exons. NCBI's taxonomy places the organism in Eukaryota, Metazoa, Chordata, Ceratodontiformes, Protopteridae. The coding region runs from base 47 to 841 and encodes 264 amino acids.